CUCCGUUUAAUUGUGCUUUAAAUUGCUUAAUAGAUUGCUUCCCCAGAAGGUACCUAGCAAACAUACACAGUGGCAAUCUCGAUAAAAACCAUGUAAUGUCCUUGGAACGGGAUUAAUCGCAGUUGUAAAGCAGGAAAUUGCUGAAGUAAGGGUGGCACCGGCCCCAUGGCUCUGCCGGCCCAUCAACUUUCUGCUCGAGCAGCCCUUUUGCCUUGGCCAUCUCAUCCCCGCUGUAAACAGGAUUGCAUCCCAUCCAUAGGCUCUUAAUAAAGAGACAUCAGUACCCGUGCAGCUUAAACGGCCAGCUUUUUCAUACCUAAUGGCUUCGUGUGCCCACCAGCAGUGGUUGCGCCUGAGUGAGGACGAGGAUAGUUUUGUUCUACAAUAUGGGAGUCGGCUCUAUAACAUUACAGACGCUCUUCCACAUCCCGCAAGGCAGUACCCAUCCCUCAUUUCCUUCAUUGGUAAACGAUCCAAGGCAAGAGCGCUGCGAGCUCUAUUCCCUGGGAGCGGAAUAUCCGGUUGUCGCAGGUCCGGGAUUGCUAAUAUAUGCGUCGAUCAAACAUCAACGAACAGUGAUUAUCCAAUUCUUGUUACCGACAGCUCUCCCGAGUACACGCAUUCAAACCCUAGGGUAAAGGAGGCCUGCCAUGAGACCAUCACGCAUCACGUAUCUUGGUCGGAUGACGGAAACGGCUCACCAACGCAACAAGACCUCGUCUACCACGUCCAUGCUCGACUUCUAUCGCUAUUUACCGACGUGCUAUGCAUAUUCGCCGAUGACUGCGGCGGCAUCGACAUGGUGGCAGAGCUACUUGCCGUCUGGACAGCAAUCGGCUCCGCAUCGAGCCUACCGUCCAGCGUCCGUCCUCGGUUGGUCGUCGUCACGAGCAUACAUGGGACCGACUUCCACUCCGAAGCUCUUCGCUUCCGCCUUCGGGUGCUCUCAAAUUCCACGUUCUCGGACUCAUUCGCGUCUUUGAAUAUUGUGAACGUAUUGCGCUUGGGUCGAACUCGGAGAGAAAACUUUAGCGGUCUAGGGGAGGUCCUGGGUGAGGAGAUAAGAGCGGCACGCCUAGAGAGAGUCAAUACGCAUACCUUGUUCUCCAUGGUCCACCUCACGGCUUUCUUUGAUAUGGCACUGAGAGAUUUUGCAGCAUCACCGCGGUACACGUUCGACUUCAUUCGGCGCACACGAGAGGACAAUCCUGUUCCGCCAAACUUUCAGCGCCACCUGGCAUCGUUCAUGGCCUUGUGCUCUGAGCAAAAGCUGCCUGAGAGCAUCCUUUGGGAUUUCAUUGCGUCUGCGAUUGUCCUGGACUGCUUCCCUCCUGAUAUGCACUUGUUCAAUCCAUCAGAAGUCUUUCGCACCAUCUAUCGACCGGCGUGUCUCCUCGGAAUUCAUGAUUUUGCCACCGCCCGACAGCUCUCGACCGAGUUGAUCUGUGCGGAUAUCGAGGGACACAUCAUAUCCAUGUUCUCCCACAUGAAAUACGGUGGGCAGACUGCGGUAGCCCUCCGCGAGCAAAGCCUCAGGCGCAAUAAGGAGUACUGGCAGCAGCUAAGGUCCAAUGUCAACUGUUUUAUCUGCCUCCAGAGGAAACCAGAGCAUGUAAUGGGCUGCGGGCAUGGCAUAUGUGAUCCGUGCGUCUCCAUUACUGGAUUCAGUCAACCGACGAGAGGCAAGGAGUACCAUUACGAUAUCACCACCUGCCCCCAAUGUGGGGCCGACAUAUCCUUCCAGGCAAGCAUUGUGCCGCCAACAUGUGGGGUGCGGUUCCUGGCUGUUGACGGCGGUGGUUCAAGAGGCAUCGUAUCAUUGGGGUUCAUGGAGGAGCUCCGGCAGGCGCUGGGCUUGCGUUAUCCCGUCCAGGAAAACUUCGACUACGCCAUUGGGACAAGCUCAGGCGGCAUUGCAACCAUCGGGCUCUUUGGCAAGCACUGGACCCCAAAGAAAUGUAUUGCGUUUUUCCAGAGGUUUGCGAGGAACAUUUUCCCGUCUAAGCGCGAUAAUAGAGUGUCGAUCUGCGCCGCAAUCAAGCGGCUUUUUGCAUUCUACUUUGAGGAUGGCAAGUAUGAUGCAACCCUCCUAGAGGAUGUCAUGAAAGAAGCGCUUGGGCUGGAUCCUAUCUUUUCGCCGCUGAAGUCCCGGUCUUCGGGGAUCAAAUUCGCGGUUACCGCUACCACCAUAUCUGACGCAACACUCUGCCUGAUGUCGAAUUACAACGGCGAGGGCAGCCAUAGUAAAGAACUAAGUACCCCGCUGAUCAGAAGUAGGGCAAGAUGCACUACCGCUGCACCAACCUACUUCAAACCCAAAUUCCUGCCAUUAUUUGGCACGUUCCAGGAUGGGGGGUUGAAGUACAACAACCCAGUACGGCCCGGCCUGCGUGAGGUUCGCCGUAUCUGGAAAGACCGUGACUGUGACCUCGUCCUUUCAAUCGGGACCGGCUUCGAGCAGAAGCUGAUGUCGCCCGUGGCCUCUAACGUUCGAAACCUACUCCAAGAUGGAGCGCUAGCGCGGCUUUAUCGGGCUUCUAUGGAUUCGUUAUCUCUUAACGGCCAGAUGAGCUGGGAAGAUCAUUGGUUUGGCUUGGGAGAGGAGGAAAAGAAGCGGCAGUUCCGACUAAACCUACCCCUUGCAGGUAAAGAGCCCAAGAUUGACGAUGUAGAUCAGAUGCCGUACCUCUAUGACCAGAUCCGCCCCCAUCUAGGCGAUAUGGACGGAAUAGCCAGGGCUUUCAAGGCCGUAUCCUUCUUCUUUGAGCUAGACGAGCCCUUGGUGAAAGAUGGCGGGCGCUAUAGGUGCCGCGGAUCUAUCCUGUCCCGGAGCCCCGACAGCUUGCAUCUCGUGCAGAAUCUGGAAAACUGCUUCCCAUCUUCGCAGUUCUUUAUCCGGGAGACCCCCUUUGGCUCUCUCAACUCGAAUAAUAUUUGCCCUCUGUGUGGGCGCUUCCACAAAGCCGUCGUAUUUCAUGUGCGCCAUCCAUCCGACAUAGUCGAUGUGUACAUCGCGUUCAACAGGUUAUAUCGCCAGAGUAUUAGCUCGUUCCCAGAGUCGAUGCAGCGUUUUGAGGGGCGUCAGAAGAUCAGGGCAAAGUUCGGACAACCUGACCAUAAAAGCAGGAUUAAUCCAUCCAGGGACUCUUCUUGCAGGUGCGGCCUUCAGCGCUUUUGGAAAUCAACGCCGAACACAGAGAGUAAGAAGCGUCCUCUUAGUAUCUGGACAAGGAGCAGGAAACGGCGUUGUAUGUGA
Amorphotheca resinae ATCC 22711 is the source of this 3256-nucleotide messenger RNA. RefSeq lists its product as hypothetical. The coding region runs from base 320 to 3256 and encodes 978 amino acids. Gene Ontology annotation, cellular component: membrane. Lineage: Eukaryota; Fungi; Ascomycota; Leotiomycetes; Helotiales; Amorphothecaceae. The record is from RefSeq and is a predicted model, not a curated record. The transcript has 5 exons. Gene Ontology annotation, biological process: arachidonate metabolic process.